Molecule: messenger RNA, 3147 nt
Organism: Pungitius pungitius (ninespine stickleback)
Lineage: Eukaryota; Metazoa; Chordata; Actinopteri; Perciformes; Gasterosteidae
Gene: slc1a1
Product: solute carrier family 1 member 1
Exons: 12
Coding region: 252-1823 (523 amino acids)
Biological process (GO): L-glutamate transmembrane transport
Cellular component (GO): plasma membrane
Molecular function (GO): glutamate:sodium symporter activity; L-cysteine transmembrane transporter activity; L-glutamate transmembrane transporter activity
Source: RefSeq, a predicted model, not a curated record
CACACACACACACACACACACAAGCACGCACACAGACAUGCACGCAUGCACACACCGCCUUACACCAUCGCUGGCCAGCAACAGCGUCUGCCGGCUGCAUCCUCCGCUGUGCAGCAUCGCGCCUCCUGCAUCCUGCUCUGCGGCGUCUCCCUCCCGACAUCCAAAACCCGCACAAGUCUGACGCGUCUCCAUUUGGAAUUUCUCACACUCCUUUUUUGUUUGUUUGGAGAGAAAAAAAACAUACCGCGGACAUGAUGAGAAAUAAAGAGCGACGAGGCGUGAAUAUCAGAGGCUUGUUGAAGAGGAACUGGCUGCUGAUUGCCACGAUUGUAGCUGUGCUGCUCGGGAUCAGUUUAGGCGUUGCGGUGAGAGAGUACGCUUCCCUCUCCAACCUUCACAAGCAGUACUUCGGCUUCCCAGGAGAGAUCCUCAUGAGAAUGCUGAAGCUUGUCAUCCUCCCACUCAUCAUUUCAAGCAUGAUAACAGGUGUUGCAGCCCUGGACUCUGAGGUAUCAGGAAGGAUAGGUCUGCGAGCUGUUAUUUAUUACUUCUCAACAACCAUCAUUGCAGUUAUUCUUGGGAUUAUUUUAGUGAUGACCAUCAAACCAGGAGUCUCUCAGACAGCGGAACACAUUGACAGAGCCGGCACCACGCCCAACAUCACAACAGUUGACACACUCUUGGACCUCCUCAGAAACAUGUUCCCCGAAAAUCUGGUGCAGGCUUGUUUUCAGCAGUACAAGACCAAGCGCCAAGAGCUGGAGCCUGCAACAGUUUCAGCCAACACCACCACCACAAUUCCACCUCUCGCCACUACUCUCAUGUCGGUAGUAGAGAACAUAACCAAGGAGUAUAAGAUCGUCGGGCAGUAUUCGGAUGGAAUCAACGUACUGGGCCUUAUCGUAUUCUGUGUUGCUUUUGGCCUUGUCAUUGGAAAGAUGGGCGAAAGGGGACGUAUCCUCUUGGAAUUCUUUGAUGCGCUAAACGAAGCAACCAUGAAACUGGUCCAGAUCAUUAUGUGCUACAUGCCAAUUGGGAUCCUGUUCCUAAUUGCAGCUAAGAUCAUUGAGGUAGAAGACUGGGAGAUCUUCAAGAAGAUGGGUCUUUAUAUGUUGACGGUGCUGAGUGGACUAGCUAUCCACGCCACCAUCUGUCUGCCACUGAUCUUCUUUGUUAUUGUGAGGAAGAACCCGUAUACAUUCACAUUGGGAAUGGCUCAGGCUCUGGUGACAGCACUCAUGAUCUCCUCCAGCUCUGCUACACUGCCUGUCACCUUCCGAUGUGCCGAGGAGAACAAUCGCAUUGACAAGCGUAUCACGCGUUUCGUCCUCCCAGUGGGUGCCACCAUCAACAUGGACGGGACCGCGCUCUAUGAGGCGGUGGCCGCCAUCUUCAUCGCCCAGCUGAACGACUACGCUCUGGAUGUGGGCCAGAUUGUUACUAUCAGUAUAACAGCAACAGUUGCCAGUAUUGGAGCAGCAGGAGUCCCUAAUGCUGGUCUCGUCACCAUGGUGAUAGUCUUAACCGCUGUUGGAUUACCUGCAAGUGAUGUCACUCUGAUAGUCGCUGUGGAUUGGCUGCUGGACCGCUUCCGUACUAUGAUCAACGUUCUUGGCGAUGCUUAUGGAGCAGGUAUUGUCCAGAAACUAUCCAAGCUGGAACUGGAGAGGAUGGACCUGACAUCGGAUGUUGACGUUGCCAACCCCUUCGCUCUGGAAGCCACUUUGGAUGACGAAGAGUGCGAGAAGAAAUCUUAUGUCAACGGAGGCUUCACCGUCGAUAAAACAGAUGCGAUCUCCUUCACCGAAACCUCUCAGUUCUAGCCCGUGGCCAGUUCCGAGGGACAGAGAAAGUGCCAUGCUGCUGCGGAUGUAAAACAGAAAACCUUCCAUCAUGUAUCAGCAUCAUGACAAGAGAAGAAAACAAUCCAACCAGACCCACCCGAGCUCUGACAUCAGCAAUAGCAGCCUACCUUAAGCUUAUCCAAGAUGAUCACCCUUCAUGUCGGACAUUUAGAACCACGACUAGUUUAAGUGCUUCCUUCUUACACUCAAAUUGUGCCAAGAUUUUUGAAAAGGUCUGUUUUCUUUUGUUCAAGGGUUUAUUUAAAAGAAGAGCUGUUAGUAUGUUUGCUUUGGAUGUUUCCCCAGUGUGCGUAUGGAAAAUGUAUAUAUCAACAAAUGUAAAAACAAAACAAUCUGAAUUUGAAGCUCCAUUCUCAAUUAAUUUGCUUUUUGAUUAGAACAUAAUGUCUGACUGAUUUUUGCGUAGCUAUUGAAAUUCUAUGUCCCAUAAUGUACUGCUUGUACUGUAUAUCUAUCUGUAUAUUUAAACUGUGCCAAACAUUUAAAGAGGUUUUUCACCAAGUCGCAUGAAGCAAUAUGUUAAAAAAAAAUACUAAUCACUGGCUGCAAAAUGAUUUUUAUAGCGACUUUACAGAGAAUGGAGAUUGUUAAGGAAGAUUUAUGAAGUCAUCAAACACUGUGAAACUUUGAACCAAAUCAAUAAAAGUCAUUGAUUUAUUGCAAGAUAUAAUGAUCAUUACAUUACAAAAAACACCAAAUUGUUCCUCCUUAACCAAGAUUACUUUUUAUUGUGAUGUUUAAGACCCGCUCUGAAUAAUCUGGGGGGACAUAACUUUGUUCUUUUACUGUCUGGUUACGUAAAAUGUUCAAAUGCUCUUAAACCAAUGGCUGAGCCUACACAUGUGGUUAGUUUUCACUACACUGAAUUUUGCAUCUUAUAGGUAUUUCUGCUUGAACAACAUAUGGAAACAGUACCAUUGAUAAAGAACAGUUUGACAUUUUCGUAAAUAUGCUCUGCUUUUUGGUCAAUAGUUUGAUGACAAGAUCAGUGACUAUUCUUUAAUGUUGAGGUAUUCCUUUGAUACAAGUAUGACACCCUGAAUGAAAGCUAGGCCAGCUUUUUCUGCAAUUCAACAGCAUUGUCAAAUUCAGAGCAUUGGUGUCAUUUAUAACACCUCAGCCAGCUCUUGACAUUAUCAAGUUUGUCGCCAUGCUGUAAAAUGGUACCUCGCCUUGAAAUAAACCAAAACAUUAAUGAUAUAUACAAAACUUUAUAGGCACUUUGUGGAGUCAUUAACUUGUCCCAUUUGCCUUGUUUUGUUUACCGUAACUUGUCAAGUCC